CGCAGAGACCGUGCGCAUCGCGCGCGCCAUAUUCAACCUAACCUCCAACAAUUACUUUGAUAAACCGCCAGUGGACAUCGUAAACAAUUGAAUAAAUUUGACGUAAACAAUGGAUAAAAUCUUAGCACUUCAGGAUAAAUUUGAAGCACCGAGUGUUGAAAUAUUGGAAGAGGCACUCAAGCAGCAUUUAAUAGCCUUGAAACGUAGGGAUAACGAACAAGAUCAUCUCUUAACAGAAAAUGCUGCCAAAAUUGCCGAACUCGAGGGUAAAAAAUUGGAACUGGAGAAGAGAAUUACUCAGGAACAGAGUAAACAUAUUGCCUGCUUGGACGAGUUGGAGAGGCGCAAUAAGAUUCUGAAAGAACGGGAGCAUGAAAAAACUCGGUUGAUUACAGAGAAUCGGCACAAGGAAGCUGAAAAGAAUAAAAUUAUGUCAAAGUGUAAGAUGCCGAGUGUGACAGACGAGAAUACAUUAGAAAAUGGAAGGAAAAAAUUCGAAUAUUACAAGAAUCUCACUGGCAUCAGAUGGGAUUACCCCAUGUUGAAGAAUGGAAUCAAAGGCUAUGUUACAAACAAACAAGACUACAUCCAUCCAUUUUUCUUUGAGUUGGACCAAGCAGAUUUGACGGCGAAUUUGUGGGAAGAAAUCGCCAAAAGUACAACUCUAAAAGGAUCCGAAUGAACUGGCAUUCCAUUAAUCAUUUGAACAUAUUGUUUAAACAAUGGCCAUGAAAAUAAUGUAAUAGGAACUCGUAAGGUGUUCGCAAGUAUUAAUAAAUUUUUUAUCCAUUUGAUAAA
Molecule: messenger RNA, 798 nt
Organism: Fopius arisanus
Lineage: Eukaryota; Metazoa; Arthropoda; Insecta; Hymenoptera; Braconidae
Exons: 4
Coding region: 110-682 (190 amino acids)
Source: RefSeq, a predicted model, not a curated record